Messenger RNA from Vairimorpha ceranae, 1311 nucleotides. RefSeq lists its product as hypothetical. Bases 1 to 1311 code for a protein of 436 amino acids. The record is from RefSeq and is a predicted model, not a curated record. The transcript has a single exon. NCBI's taxonomy places the organism in Eukaryota, Fungi, Microsporidia, Nosematidae.
AUGCAAUAUUGGCUGCAGACAAUCUUUUGUUCAACCCAAAUAUUAAACUUUGACUGUUUGGAUGAUCUAGAAAAUACAUCAAAUACCUUAAAAGCAUGUGAAAAGAAAGAGAUAUACCAAAAGAGCCAAGCUUCAACCGAAAUAGAAAAUAAAUAUUUAGAUGAAAAUCCACCUGAGUCUAUUUUAUUAAAUGAUUUGACAAACUUUAUAAACGAAAGUUUGAAUAUUGAAAAUACAAAUGUAGAUAAUGAUUUAAACAAUUUUCUAUUUACAAUUACCUCAGAAAGCGAAUUUUUCUUGAACAACCGCACACAUCCUGCAUUUAUUACUAAUGAAUGUGAAAAUCAAUCUUGUACAAUAAACCAACUGAUUAAUGACACAACAAUCUUUGAAGAUCACUAUAGUAACCAAAAUGAUGAAAUUUAUAAUUUUGCCACGAAUUUAUUUUACAACAAUAAUACUAAUCUACCAUUACAUAUGACACAAAACAAUUUAAUACAAGGACGAUAUGUUAAUCAAGAAAAUCAUACUUUUAUUCAAGCAAAUGAUGAUGUUUCAAGUUUAUCAGAUCGUUAUACGAAUAAUCUUAGGACCAUACGCAUUAAUGAUUCAAAGGAUGAUCAAAUGAAUAAAUUAUUUCAUGUUUACGACUCAUCUACAAUUAACAGCUUCGAAACUAAUACAUUCUCUAAUAACGCUUAUAAAAAUGAUAAUAAUGGGAAAGAUAAAGAAUCAGGAACCAAUACAAAUUUUAAUAUUCAAGAAAAUAAUACUUCAGAUCCUUUAAAAUGUGAACGAGAAAAUAAUUAUACAUUUUUAGUUUAUCAAUUUACGGUAAACGAGCGUAGAAUUUUUGAUAACUGCAAAAAUUUUGAGGUUAAAUUUAGGUUUUUUUGUAAGACUAUAAUAAGUAAUAAAAUACCACAUUUCAUAAAAAAACUUGAAACAUCGAAUUUAACAGAUGAUUUAAAAAACAAGUUAAUUCUUGCUCUAGCUAGCCUUUCGAGUUUUUUAGUUGAUAUAAGUAAAAUAUAUAUAAAUACAAAUCAGCCAUCGAUGCAUUACUUUUUAAAAUUGUUAAAUAUAACGUGCGCUAAAUUUAGCCACUAUGCCGAUGUUUCUAAAAACUUUUUAAUUCUCGACUUAAUUUAUAAUGAAUUUUUACUGGUGAGCAAUAGAAGUUUGCACUUCUCUUAUUAUGAUUUUAACAAAAUUAAACAGAUGUUAAUUGGUAUAAAUAAGAGAUUUAAUUAUUUUAGCAAACAACUAUUUAAAUUGAAAGAAAGUAUGGAAAAAUCGAUUAGCAAUUAA